Puccinia graminis f. sp. tritici CRL 75-36-700-3 is the source of this 390-nucleotide messenger RNA. RefSeq lists its product as uncharacterized. The transcript is spliced from 3 exons. The record is from RefSeq and is a predicted model, not a curated record. NCBI's taxonomy places the organism in Eukaryota, Fungi, Basidiomycota, Pucciniomycetes, Pucciniales, Pucciniaceae. Bases 1 to 390 code for a protein of 129 amino acids.
AUGUACAAAGAGAGUGCUGCACCAAGACUCCAAGCGAGAUUAACUUUUGGAUCAUCAAGCCUUGCACCUCCUCCGGAAUUGCCCAGGCUUGCCCAGACAGGCCCAGCCCCCAGCCUGCCGGCACCUCAGAUCACCCUGAUACAUAAAUACGGCCAAUCUUCGGCUUAUCCAAAUCAGUACAAUCAUUAUCCCAUCUGCAGCAUCACCAGAGUAAGCAAAGCUCAGCUGGGCCCAAGGAGCGCGACCGUCAACCUCGCCCACAACACCCUCUCCUCCGAGCUCGACGCAAGUGCUUAUGUUGCCUUGCCUACUCUGCGAUCACUAUUUUCGUUCUUGUACACUUUGACGCUGUCCUUAAUUCCUGAACAAGUCCUUGGGUUCAGAUUAUAA